Microtus oregoni (creeping vole) is the source of this 5339-nucleotide messenger RNA. RefSeq names its product proprotein convertase subtilisin/kexin type 1 (gene Pcsk1). The transcript has 14 exons. The record is from RefSeq and is a predicted model, not a curated record. Gene Ontology annotation, molecular function: serine-type endopeptidase activity. Gene Ontology annotation, cellular component: trans-Golgi network; Golgi membrane. Gene Ontology annotation, biological process: protein processing. Lineage: Eukaryota; Metazoa; Chordata; Mammalia; Rodentia; Cricetidae. The coding region runs from base 214 to 2478 and encodes 754 amino acids.
GCUCCACUCUGCCGGGAGACUGAAGCGCUUCAGUGAGCGCUCGCCGCCGCCCAGCCUCUCCCAGAGCGCCUCGUAGCUCCAGCAGAGCAACCCGAAGCCUGGAGUGUUUCAGAGCUGCAGGGUGAAAAGGUCGAGUCUAGCUGGUGUUUCUCUUGUUUCGCUUCUUGUCUCUCAGCCCUUUCUCUUGCUUGUGUGACAUCAAGUGUGUGAGCCAUGGAGCAAAGAGGUUGGUCUCUGCAGUGUACUGCUUUCGCUCUCUUUUGCGCUUGGUGUGCACUGAACAAUGUAAAAGCCAAGAGGCAGUUUGUCAAUGAAUGGGCGGCGGAGAUCCCCGGAGGGCCGGAGGCUGCCUCUGCCAUCGCCGAGGAGCUGGGCUAUGACCUCUUGGGUCAGAUUGGAUCACUUGAAAAUCACUACUUAUUCAAACACAAAAAUCAUCCUCGAAGGUCUCGAAGAAGUGCUCUUCAUAUCACGAAGAGGUUGUCUGAUGAUGAUCGUGUGAUAUGGGCUGAACAACAGUAUCAAAAAGAGAGAAGCAAGCGUUCAGUUAAAAAAGACUCAGUAUUGAAUCUCUUCAAUGAUCCAAUGUGGAAUCAGCAAUGGUACCUGCAAGACACCAGAAUGACUGCAGCUCUGCCCAAACUGGAUCUCCACGUGAUACCCGUUUGGCAAAAGGGCAUUACAGGCAAAGGAGUUGUUAUUACUGUACUGGAUGAUGGCUUGGAGUGGAAUCACACAGACAUAUAUGCCAAUUAUGAUCCAGAGGCUAGUUAUGAUUUUAAUGAUAAUGAUCAUGAUCCAUUUCCCCGAUACGAUCUCACAAAUGAAAACAAACAUGGAACUAGAUGUGCAGGAGAAAUUGCCAUGCAAGCAAACAAUCACAAGUGUGGUGUUGGAGUUGCAUACAAUUCCAAAGUUGGAGGCAUAAGAAUGCUGGAUGGCAUUGUAACUGAUGCAAUUGAGGCCAGUUCAAUUGGAUUCAACCCUGGCCAUGUGGAUAUUUACAGUGCAAGCUGGGGCCCUAAUGAUGAUGGGAAAACUGUGGAGGGGCCUGGGAGACUAGCUCAGAAGGCAUUUGAGUACGGCGUCAAACAGGGGAGACAAGGGAAGGGCUCCAUCUUUGUUUGGGCCUCUGGGAAUGGGGGUCGUCAGGGAGAUAAUUGUGACUGUGACGGCUACACAGACAGCAUUUACACCAUCUCUAUCAGCAGCGCCUCCCAACAAGGCCUGUCACCCUGGUAUGCAGAGAAAUGCUCCUCCACACUGGCCACCUCCUACAGCAGCGGUGAUUACACAGACCAGCGAAUAACAAGUGCAGACCUGCAUGAUGAGUGCACAGAGACCCACACAGGCACCUCAGCCUCUGCACCUCUGGCUGCUGGCAUCUUCGCGCUGGCCUUGGAAGCAAACCCAAAUCUCACCUGGAGAGACAUGCAGCAUUUGGUUGUCUGGACCUCUGAGUAUGACCCAUUGGCCAAUAACCCAGGUUGGAAAAAGAAUGGUGCAGGCUUGAUGGUGAACAGUCGGUUUGGAUUUGGUUUGCUAAAUGCCAAAGCUUUGGUGGAUCUGGCUGAUCCUAGGACCUGGAGAAGUGUGCCUGAGAAGAAAGAAUGUGUUGUAAAAGACGAUGCCUUUGAGCCUAGAGCCCUGAAAGCUAAUGGAGAAGUGAUUGUUGAAAUCCCAACAAGAGCUUGUGAAGGACAAGAAAAUGUUAUCAAGUCCCUGGAACAUGUACAGUUUGAAGCAACAAUCGAAUAUUCUCGUAGAGGAGACCUUCAUGUCACACUCACUUCUGCUGCGGGAACCAGCACCGUACUGUUGGCUGAAAGGGAGCGGGAUACAUCCCCCAAUGGCUUUAAAAAUUGGGACUUCAUGUCUGUUCACACAUGGGGAGAGAAUCCUGUAGGCAUCUGGACAUUGAAAAUUACAGACAUGUCUGGAAGAAUGCAAAAUGAAGGAAGGAUUGUGAAUUGGAAGUUGAUUUUGCACGGGACCUCCUCUCAACCAGAGCACAUGAAGCAGCCCCGUGUGUAUACAUCCUACAAUACUGUCCAGAAUGACAGGAGAGGAGUGGAGAAGAUGGUGAAUGUGGUAGAGGAGCAGCCCACACAAAAGAGCCUGAAUGACAAUCUCCCGGUGCCUCAAAGCUCCAGCAGCAGCAGUGUGGAGGGCAGAAGAGAUGAGCUAGCACAAGGGGCUCCUUCAGAGGCCAUACUACGGCUCCUACAAAGUGCUUUCAGCAAAAUCCCACCUUCAAAGCAAUCACCAAAGACGUCUCCAGGUGCAAAGCUCAGCAUCCCCUAUGCAAAUUUCUAUGAAGCACUGGAAAAGCUAAACAAACCUUCCCGGCUUGAAGACUCUGAGGACAAUCUGUAUAGUGACUAUGUUGAUGUUUUCUAUAAUACCAAACCUUAUAAGCACAGAGAUGAUAGGCUGCUGCAAGCUCUUGUAGACAUUCUGAAUGAGGAAAAUUCUUAAGUGUGUGGCCCCAAGUUGGAAAUAUUCAUGAAUCCUCCUUCCCCUUAGAUGGUCCUGGGUCUGGAGCUGUGUCACUGAUUCCUAUGCUUAUAAUGUCCUUUGUGGUUCUUUUACCUUUUCUCCUCAAACUGUACGUUGGGGUGAGUUCCAAAAGGAAAACCAACUUCAUGAAUGGGUCUCAGUAUUUAAGAAUGUCUUCCCUAUCUGUAUGAAUCAAGCAACCAUCUUUCUAAAGUCACUAUUGACAUACAACUCUUUACCAAAUGGAAUGGGUCCUUGAGCCUCCCCAUUUCAUAUCUCACAAGAAUAGGAAAAGACUAGGAGAUUCAUUUUAACUUGGAAAAGUAAUCUACAAAAAUUGGAGGCUACAACUUAUCUUGUUUCCUAUUUUUGCAAUGGAGUUCUUUGAAUUUUUAUCUUAAGGAAGCAUUCAUAAAGCAUCUAGUGAGAGUUCACAGCUCACUAAGGACCCUAGGCCUCUCUGUAUCAUGUGUUGCUCAUGCGGAGGCUGCUGAUCUGACCAUCUUUGAGAGGGUAGAAUAAAAUACAUUAUUUACAUAUGGUAGCAGAUCUUAAAUUUUAUAUUAACUAACUAGAAUAGUUACAGAAUAUUCCUCUUGAUUGGCAUGCAAUGCAGAGAUCUCUGUGGAUCCAGAGAUGGCUGUGACUCAUACUGUAUAUAGUCUGGCCUUUUAUUUUCCCUUCUGCCUUGUAUAUUUCCUUUCUGAGACACAAGCUCAAAACUCAAAGAACUCAUCCAUGCCAUUUUCUCAGAACAAAAUUAAACUUGAGGUUGGGAAAUUCCUAGUCAUAGUUUUGUUUAAUAACAAGUAACUACUCAAUAUAUAGAGAGCCAAUGUAUUAACAGGGAAUAUGUUGAUUAAAGAGGAGAAACAAUGAGAGUAUUUUCACAAAUCAUGUUCCUAGGACAGGUUCUUCUGACUUUCUGCAAAUGAGUGUUCAUCUCUGGAUACCACAGGGUGUUCUCCAAUCUCCGAGAACAAUAUUCAAAUUCUUACCAAUUUUCUUCCAUGUUUCAAAUCAGAAAACAGGUAGGCAGCACUUAAAUCUUAUUUGUCCUGUAAGUUAUACAUAAUGUAUUGAAAAUGUAAAAUGUGUUCACGGUGUGAGAUUUCACAUAAAAUCUGAUUUUCCAACCCAUCUUCCAUCAUGGCAAUAGCUGGCUCGAGAUAGCACCUUCCUUGUAAGAUUCGAAGUCUAGGCUUCCCUGGCCAACAUUCUUACAAUGGCUGCUUUAUUUUGCUACUUCGUAUCCCAUGGGAAUUUAUCCCUUUUUAAUUAAUGUGUGUUAGUUAUAGAAAAUAAGGUUUCAUUUUGACAUUCUCCUGCAAGUAUUUCAUGUACUUGGUCAAUGUCUAUCCCCAUUAACCUCUUUUCUGCCUGUCCCCGCUUACUUACCUUCUAUUCACAAGUAUUCUUGCUUCCAAUUCCUUGUCUUUUCAUUUCAUCCGGAUUCGAUAUAUGAGAGAAAAUGUGAUAUUUGUCUUUCUAUGAAUGUGAUUUUUCCUGCAUUAAAUGGAUAUGUAUAAAGUGUUAAUGCAUUAAGAAAAAAGAUUACCCAUGAUUACUUCCAGGCAGGCUCUGUCAUUAAUAAUUGAGUUUGCUAUGACCUAGUUAGUUUGGUGCAUUUAUAAGGAAAAGAGUACUUGGAAUCCUAAAAUGCCUCUGAAAUUUUAAUAUGAGCACUUAAUCUUAUCUCACCUGGAUGUUCAUUUGUACUUCUCUUUGACUGGAGACCCCCACUUCCUUAUCGUAAUAUGUCAAUGUAGUUAACUGUAUGCCUGCAUUCUACAAUUGAAUUUCUGUUUGCAAAUUUUCUUCAAAAUCUGAGCAUUCUACAGUCACUCCUAGCAUUGAUCCAGUUCAGAAAGACAAAUCAUUUGCUUUGGUUUGCAUGUGGUUAGUAUGACAAUGUUCACCUCCUUGUUUCAUCAUUUGAAUUUGUACAUAGCAAGGCUCUCUCCAGAGCCAUGCCCAUGAUUCCUAGAAGGUUUGAAGUAGCCCUCUGUUCUUGAAGGUUUUACAUUGUUUUUUUCUAUAAAGUUUAAAUGAAUUUUCCACUGUUGUAGCAUGUUAAAGCUAUAAAUGCCUUAUGAGUUAUUACAUUAAAUUUCAACUAAUAAAUGGCCUGGAGGAUAAUAUUGGUAAUUGAUAAUUAGUGAUUUAAAAUAAUGAAAGAGUUGGAGGUUGACCCCAUUCUUCCCUAAUUCUUAUACUAAAUAUAUGGAGAUUUUCUUCAUCCCUCUCUAAUAAUAUAUUUUCCCUGUAAAAACUUCAACCAACUCAUGGGCUAUAGCCAAAGGUUCACUCUGGAUAAGCUUUAAUAUUAGACAAUACAAUGUUUGAAUGUUUCCAACCUGCAGUAUAUGUUGUCUAGACAUAAAAUAUUUUUGUCAGUCUUUCUUAGUGCCUAUGUGGAUUUUGUGAAAAUGUUAAAAAUAAUAAUUAUAUAAUAUUUCCCUUGGAAUUUUAAGCUAUAUUUUCUUUACAGGUAUUUAUAAUAUACCAAUUCUUUUAUCAAACAGAAUUUUAAAAAGCAUAAUAAAUUAUAUUGAAGAAUCAAAAGCUUUCAUUAUAUUAAGACUGUUUCAUCCAAUAAAAUAUUUUUGAAAGGCAUGCCCCUUGUGAAUGGAAAAGUAUAUCUGUAGAUAGAUAGAUAGAUAGAUAGAUGAUAGAUAGAUAGAUGUUUGUGUGUAUAAAAGUAUAUAUGUGUGUGUGCAUAUGUAUGUGAUGUGAUAAUAAAAGCUAUGUUUAUCUAAUAUCCUAAAACAAUGUACAACUGAGUCUAACAUGGUCUUAGAAUUCUUAAUGGAUUUCCUGCGUUACACACUUGAUGUAUU